GUUAUUGAGUCAACAUUAACUUGCAUUCAAAACAGCUAGCUUUGGAUUCCUGACUUUUUCUUUGAAUAACGAUCAUUAUUUUCAACAUGAAUGUUUGAGCUGCAGAAGCAUGAAUCCUCAACAAGCAGAACCAUGGGCAGCGUCUGGAAAUCCUCCAAUGGCAGCUGAGGGUCCGACUGCCCCACCAGCGAGCAUGCUAGAUAAAAUGGCGGGCUACGAGUCAGUAGCAAUAGGUGACGAAGAAAGGUACCUGCCUCCCCCAGUUUAUCCAAUGCCCAGUGCAGACUGUGGCCAACAACAGCCUGUUCAGCAGUGGAGUAUUCCCUCCAUCACUGAAGAUAAAGCUAGACAAGCAUUGCUCAAACAUGCAUCUGAUCAUGUCACUUACAGCAGCCGGCCCGCGGAAGAAAUGGUCAUCAAAGAGUUAAAACCGUAUAACAUGUACAGGUAUUGCCUAGAAAGCUUCACUGAAUCCAGGUCACCUGAAUGGAAAAGUGAACCUUAUUACAGGCAGAUUGUUGAUAAUUACGGCUAUGUGGCACCUCCCCCACCAUGGGAAGUACCGGUUGACAUUCCAAAAAUGUUUGAGAAAAAUAAAAAGAAGGUACAGGUGCCAAACACUGCAUCUGUAAAGGGAUGCCACAGAUGCAUGAGCUUGGGUAAAAUACAGUGCACUAAGUGUUUUCAAACAGGACGGGUUAAAUGCUGGAUUUGUCAUGGAAAAGGCUUUCGAUUUGGAGGUGAGGACAGAUGUAACCAUUGUAUGGGCAGUGGAAUGGAAAGAUGUAAACACUGCUCUGGAUAUGGCUGUCAGAUGUGCAAUGUGUGCCAUGGCCAAGGAAGGUUGUUUUUCUACAUUCAGUUGACAGUAAAAUGGGAAAACCACAUAUUUGAACAAAUUAUUGAUCUGCAGUGUGGAUUACCUAUCAAUCUCCUCAGCAAAGUCACUGGACACCAGCUCUUCAGUGACCAACAGAUUCAGGUGCAUCCAAUAAUGACCUUUCCAGAUCCUAGGAUUAACCAGAUGUCACAACAGGGGAUCCAGCAACAUUGGACUCAGUUUGGCAAAAUCUCACGCAUAAUCCAACAGCGCCACAUGGUUGAACUCAUCCCUGUUGUCCAAGUGCAUUUCCAAUGGAAAAGAAAAGAUCACAGCUACUUUGUGUAUGGCAUUGAAAACAAGGUUUAUGCUCCAGAAUAUCCUGGCAAGAAUUGUGCAAUUAUGUGAAGUGCCUUAUGCAUCAAUUCCUUUUUCUAUUUACUGCAAACUCUUUCAAUGUUUCAAAUAAACUUGUAUCUCCGGAAAGAGUUAAGUAUAUAUAUUAAUGGGAUGAUUAACAAAAGAGAUGAUAUGUACAUGUAUAAACAUAUAUAUAUAUAAACAUAUAUAUGAAGCACCUACAUAUUCUAAAGAACUCAGAAUCAUGAAUCCAUACAGUUUGAAAGCAGGUCAUUCAGCCCAUCAAGUAUACACUGACCUCUGAAGAGCAUCCAACCCAGACCCACCCCCGCUACCCAUGUAUUUCCCAUGGGUAACCCACCCAACCUCCACAUCCCUGGACAUUAUGGGACAAUUUAACAUAACCAAUCAACCUAACUUGCACAUCUUCAGAUUGUGGGAGGAAGCCCACACAGAUGCGGGGAGAUUUUGCAAAAUGCACACAGACUAGGCUAGAAUCGAACCCACAUCCCGAGCACUGUGAUUCAGCCACCUUGCUGCAAGAAGCAAAUUGAGUUGUCUUAAACUUUGGUGCACAGUGUCUGGCUAUAUGAAAGUUAAUUUGAAAUUUUAUCUGCACAGGUUAGUCAGCUAUUAAUGGUAACACUGAUUGGCAUUUCAUUUCAGUCUGCCGUCAAUGGAAUUAAGUGGCCAAUGUUGGGCCUUCUGUAGGAUUUCAGAAAGCAGGGGUAUAAAUCCUGAAGCCCGACCUGAACUGCCAACCAAUAAGAACCCAGGUCCCUUAAUUGAAGGACAACCUUCAUCAGAUGACACACGUGUCUGCUGUUGGUUGAACAUAAGUGGGAAUGGCACCAUUAUUGGCCUAUAGACAGGAAGGUUGACUACAAGUCUUUCCCCCUUGCCUCCACCCUCAACCCUUACUCCCCACCCAUACAGCAGUGGGAGGGGCGAACGUUAAAUUCCACCCACUGUUUACAAACAGACAAACCAAAAAGAAUUAUUACUGUAUAACCUCAAUGAAAUGGAUGACUAAAGAUGUAGGCCAUUCUAAAUUGCACAUAGUAUCCAGGGAUGUGCAGGCUAGGUGGAUUAGCCAUGGGAAAUGCAGGAUAGGGUUGGAGGGAGUGGUCGUGGUGGUAUGGUCUGUGGAGAAUCGGUGGGCCUACUUCCACAUUGUAGCGAUUCUAUUCUAUGAUUCUAUGAAAUUCUAUCCAAUUUUGUGCAAUGGGAUAAUCUUUGUGGAAUUCAAUUCCACUAUGUCUAUUCGAUUCUACAAUUUAUUUACCUCUUCAUAUUGUAACAAUAUUAAAAGUGAUGGGUGCGAUGUCACUCCCAAGCUA
This is a messenger RNA of Hemiscyllium ocellatum (epaulette shark), 2520 nucleotides long. RefSeq names its product protein SSUH2 homolog. The transcript is spliced from 12 exons. NCBI's taxonomy places the organism in Eukaryota, Metazoa, Chordata, Chondrichthyes, Orectolobiformes, Hemiscylliidae. The record is from RefSeq and is a predicted model, not a curated record. Bases 110 to 1228 code for a protein of 372 amino acids.